Messenger RNA from Phycodurus eques (leafy seadragon), 1227 nucleotides. RefSeq names its product nothepsin (gene nots). Gene Ontology annotation, biological process: proteolysis. The record is from RefSeq and is a predicted model, not a curated record. The coding region runs from base 1 to 1227 and encodes 408 amino acids. Lineage: Eukaryota; Metazoa; Chordata; Actinopteri; Syngnathiformes; Syngnathidae. Gene Ontology annotation, molecular function: aspartic-type endopeptidase activity. The transcript has 9 exons.
AUGGACGCCAUCAAGCUGCUUCUGCUUCUGUUGAGCGCCUCCACCGGCCUGGCGCUGCUCAGGGUUCCUCUGCAGCGAGGGCGCUCCGUCCGCUCGCAGCUGCGCGCCGCCGGCGUGCUGCGAGACUUUCUUCACGAGCACCGGCCCGACGCGUUCAGCCGGCGCUACUCUCACUGCUUCCCUGCCGGGACGCCGUCGUUGCGCCUGGGCCGAUCCAGCGAGAAGCUCUACAACUUCAUGGACGCUCAGUACUUCGGUCAGAUCAGUCUUGGGUCUCCAGAGCAGAACUUCUCUGUGGUCUUUGACACCGGGUCAGCGGACCUCUGGGUGCCGUCGACGUACUGUGUCAGCCAGGCCUGCGCGGUGCACAACCGUUUCCGAGCGUUUGAGUCUUCUUCGUACCGUCACGAUGGUCGGACGUUCGGCAUCCAUUACGGAUCGGGACACCUGCUCGGGGUCAUGGCCAGGGACACGCUCAAGAUGAGCGGCGUGAGGGUGCACAAUCAGGAGUUCGGGGAGUCUGUGUACGAGCCGGGCUCCACCUUUGUGGUGGCGCGCUUCGACGGCGUCCUUGGCAUGGCCUACCCGUCGCUGGCCGAGAUCCUGGGGAACCCCGUCUUCGACAACAUGAUGGCGGGCGACUCCCUGGAUCGGCCCGUCUUCUCCUUCUACCUCAGCAGGAGGUCGGGCGGCGGUCGGGACGCGGAUGGUGAGCUCCUGCUGGGCGGCACCGACGAGGCUUUGUACAACGGACCAAUCACGUGGCUUCCCGUCACCGCCAAAGGCUACUGGCAGAUUCGCGUGGACAGUGUGUCUGUCCAAGGCGUGAACUCGUUCUGUCCUAGCGGCUGCCAGGCCAUCGUGGACACGGGAACCUCCCUCAUCGCCGGGCCCACCAAUCACAUCCUCAUCCUGCAGCAGCUCAUCGGAGCCACGCCCACCAGCAUUGGCGAGUUCUUCAUCGACUGCGCCAGGUUGUCCAGUUUGCCUCACGUGACGUUCGUUCUGGGCGGCAGCGAGUUCACGUUGACGGCCGAUCAGUACGUCAGGAAGGAGAUGCUGGGGGACAAAGAGCUGUGCCUGAGCGGCUUCCAGGCGGUGGACAUCGUGACGCCCCAGGGCCCUUUGUGGAUACUGGGGGACGUCUUCCUCACCGAGUACUACAGCAUCUUCGACAGAGGAAACGACCGCGUCGGAUUGGCGCCCGCUCGCCAUGCUGGGCGCUAA